AUGAAACACAAGUACAGGAACAAUGGCGUCGACGACCAGCGCAGGUACGGUACAGACAAGGAACACAAAAAGUAUCGGCGAUUCUUGGCGAAUGCAGUGAAAGAUGAGGGGUGGCGAUCAUCAUCGCAUUGCCGAAAUCGACAUGAGCACCGAAACCUGGCUGUACUACCGUCCAUCCCAUAUUGGCAGCGACAGCAGUUGGACUACGGUGUCUACAUCAUCAACCAGGAUGGAGAGGGAGUGUUCAUCCAACGGGCUAAAUUGAUGAAUGCAGGCUUUGUUGAAGCACGUAAGGAAUAUGAUUAUGACUGCUUUGUCUUCUCUGACAUAGAUCUAGUUCCUAGAUUGACCGUAAUUCUAUAGAUGUUUUCAAAUCCCAGACACUUGGCUGUGGCUAUGGACAAAUUUAACUUCCAGUUACCCAUGGUAGCUUCUUUGGUGGGUUUCUUCAUUGUCCAAAAGCCAAUUCUAAAGUAACGGCUUCCCGAUACUUUCUGGGGCUGGGGUGGUGAGGACGAUGAAUCAGCAUCUCGAGUUAUCUUCCAUGAAAUGUCUAUUUCGCGACCUGACUUGGUGACAGGAAAGUACAAGAUGAUCAAACAUGAGAGAGAUUUACACAAGCAUAAAUCCAUGAAUGCUGGUAAACUGGAGAACACAAAGUCGACCAUGAUGAAGAGGGGAUUAAUUUCUAAAGUACACAGUCAAAGGAGAUUGUUAAAGGAUAUACUGUACACUUGGAUCCACUGUGGAUAUUCACGCCCCGCUCACAAUCUGAGGAUUAUGGAUUUGUGA
Messenger RNA from Larimichthys crocea (large yellow croaker), 792 nucleotides. Its product is annotated as beta-1,4-galactosyltransferase 1. Gene Ontology annotation, biological process: protein N-linked glycosylation; carbohydrate metabolic process. Gene Ontology annotation, molecular function: cytoskeletal protein binding; beta-N-acetylglucosaminylglycopeptide beta-1,4-galactosyltransferase activity. NCBI's taxonomy places the organism in Eukaryota, Metazoa, Chordata, Actinopteri, Sciaenidae. Gene Ontology annotation, cellular component: Golgi apparatus. The record is from RefSeq and is a predicted model, not a curated record.